This is a messenger RNA of Podospora pseudocomata, 6270 nucleotides long. RefSeq lists its product as uncharacterized. The record is from RefSeq and is a predicted model, not a curated record. Lineage: Eukaryota; Fungi; Ascomycota; Sordariomycetes; Sordariales; Podosporaceae. Bases 1 to 6270 code for a protein of 2089 amino acids. Gene Ontology annotation, molecular function: DNA binding. The transcript has 2 exons.
AUGGAUGAAGAACACACCAUAACGCUGAACCUGGGAUCUUCACCCGACCCGCUAAUAGAUCCGAUUCUCAGCCCACCGAUGCUGCCGCCGUCGCGCGUCAAACCACGAGCCCAACCCGCCGCGCGACUUUUAUCCAUUGCGAGAUCGCCUAGGAAACGAACCUUUGAGCUCGACAUUGGCAGCCCCGUUUCGCCACAGAGGCUGCUGGUGACUGUCCAGGCUGAGGACGAGGUGAAGAAUACAAAGGGCAUAAAGCGCCGGCUUUUCCAAUCGCCGACGCCGAAACGGGGAGUUAUGAGGGGAGGAGGGGAUGUUACCACUACCGUGGUGCCGGUGCGCGGUCUGAGUGAUGAUGAGGGCGUGACGCCGCGGAGGAGAGGUCGGCCACGGAAAUCUGGGACGCCGGUACCUACGACGCGACGAAAACGACCUGGUACACCGGGAGCGAAGGCUGUUGUUGCGAGAGGCACGUCUCGAUCGCCACAAAAGUCCCCUCAGAAGCAGCAGCCACUAGACGAAGAUGCGCUGGAACAUAUCGAGGCGACGCCGCGACCCGUCAGCCUGUUGAAGAGGCCGGCGAAACGAAAGUCGAUGACACCCGCAAAAGAGGAUACCCAGCCGAGAAAAAGAGGACGGCCGCGGAAGAGUCAGGUUCCUGCCGAGAUGAAUAUGGGCAGCAUUGCGGAAAUACUACAGCAGGACAACGCUUCGAGAUUACCACCAGUACAACAUGACUUUUUCGGCCGGGAUCAAUUUACGGCAGGGGAGGUUCACGACGAUGAUGGUGCAGGCGACAUGGAGGAUGAUAUCUGGCUUGGGACCCUUUCGUCGCCUGCCGCGCAGAGACUCCGGACGAGUUUAAGCAAUCGAUCUCCCCCGAAGGAACCAUCACCAGCACCAGAACCCGAGCCUGAAGCAGAACCGUCCCCAGAGCCGGAACAACAACCACAACCCGAGCACUCCGAAGGUGAUUUCGAUGAACAAGGAGAGUGGGGCGACAUGCACGAUGGACCCGAGGACGAUUACGAUGAGGGCGAUUACAUGACAAGUCCGGUUCGUGAUUUGGGGGAUGCUCAGGAUACCAUGGCGGGAGCGGAGGACUUUACAGAGGUCCCGCUUGCCGAGCUCAGGUCUCUGAUGAAUUCCAGUAUGAUGGCCGGGCAGGAACAACAGCAAGAGGAAGAGCUCGGUGAAGCCACAAAAGUCAUUAUUAAGAAUGGUAUCGACUAUCUUAGGCAGGGUCGAGGGACUGCGGCUAGGGAGGGCUCACAAGAGGCAGUACAAGAGACAGGGGAAAAGCAUGAUUUCGGGUUUAGUGUCGGGCCAGGGCGGACAUCUCAACUGGAAGCUGCUGAGCCAAGGAAGCCAUUUGACUUUGGUUCUAGUUUUCACCCUGGACAGAGCACUCAAAUGCCUUCUGUGCGCCGACGAAGGGAGACCAAUUUCAACUUCAGUGUCGGGCCUGAGAAACCUGCUGCAUCUUCUCAUGCUGAGCAACUGGAGGGACUCGAUUUCGGACAAAGCAUUCAAAAAUCCCCCACUCCACCACGGAAGAACUUUGAUUUUGAUUUCAGCAUUUUGCCGGGUGAGAACACGGCUGCUGAGAGGAGAAGCGAGUCUGCUUCCAGCUCCCCUGUUGGACAACAAGAAGCAAAGGCUGCUGAGAGGGCAGCUGUUAUGCGGAGGGAGGUGGUUGGUUUUGGUUCUAGCAUUGGACCAGUGCAGAAAGCUGACACUUCUUCCUUUGAAGUGAAGAGCAGAUCAUUUGAUCCUGAUUUUUUUAGUGACGAGUCUAGGGAACAGAGCGCGGAGCCAAGGCAAGGUUCUGAAGAGCCCAGGCGAUACAGCGAGGAGCCAAGGCGAGAGUCUGAGGAGCCACGACAAGAAAGCGAGGAACCCAGGCAUGAGUCUGAGGAACCGAAACAAGCGUCUGAAGAACCGUCACAGAAAGAACAGUACUCUAGGUCGAGGCCCGACCCAGACUUUGAGUUCAGUGAUGGGCCUGUUCCGCAACCUGAGCCGGACCAGGAUGUGCAGCCAGAAAGACAAUGGGCCGAGACCUCAGGAUAUUCAGCAACCGAGCAGCAAGAUGACCCAGGACAAGAACCAGACCGGGAGCAACCCAAGCCUUACAAACGACCUUACAAACGAUUGCCACCCCGUCCCAGUGAGGUCGAAAUCCGAGCUGAAGUCGAAGCCGAGGAUGAACCCGCAGACGACUCCGAUGCUUGGUGGAACCGAGUUCCAGAAAAGCCGAAGCCAAUAAAGAAGCCAAAGUCACUACUCGGGAAGUUGAUCCGCAAGGCUGCUCGUCAACGGACAGAUUCGGCCAACACAACGCAGGAACCAUCGCCUGCCGACACAUCAAACCUGAGUGGAGAAGGGGAUUCCUUCUCUACCUUGCCCGAUGAAGUGUAUGCCGCUGCAACUCCAGGCCAACACGUUGAACCGCAGCUUGAAGAGCAACAUGACGACGAAGUGCGCGAUGGAGAAAGAGAGGAGGAACCGGACAAUGACGGAGGGGAAGAGGAAGCGCAGGCCGCGAGCCACCCAAUCCAGCCGUCUAUUGAGCGGCCUUCACCAGUGAAUCACUCCAUCCCCCACCUUGAAUCGAAUAGGCUGUUGACACCUGAUGAGACACCAUCCCCAAUACCCUCCGAGGCUGAAGGCGAUGGCGUAGACGAAGAUGCAGGGAACGUUUCACCCAACCAACCCGCACAGCCGAAUGUUCAGGUCGAGAUGCCCUCUUCCCCACCUGCCAGUGACCCUAGCCCGCCGGUCCCUGUUGCCCGCCUGCCGCAGCACACCAGAACAAAGUCGAACGAAACCCCAGCCGAUCAGCUGUCGGACGUGGCACCUCUACCGAGAACAGACUUGAAUGUACAGUCACUAAACCUAGCGCCCCCAGGAUCGCAGCCCCGGCCUAGCCUUUCACCCAUAGUACGUGCCGGCCGAGUUUUGCAGCUUGUGACAUCCGAUCCGCCCUCGCCCCCAGGGAGAGACAGUGUACUGCGGAGUCCAUUUCGGGGAUCGUUUGAGAAGUCGAGCCAGUCCCCCGCGCCCUUUAUCUCACAGCCCCGAGCCACCCGCUCCCCGUCGCCGCAGCGUACUGACACCGCCCAGGAGAAGCAGCAGGACCGACCUUGGUUUAGAGGACUGCAGCAGAUUAAGAAUUUUGUUGCCGAAACAGCCAAGAGUUUGUCACCCACCCGGAUUUCGAAUCCCAGGCCAGAACCUGAGCAGGAGCCUGAGGAGGAACCCGAGGAGGAUCUUCAGGAGACCCCAAGUAGAAGAAGUUCUGGGCGUGAGGCACGUUUUAGUGAGCCUGAGGUUGACCCAGAAGCUACCGUUAGCGCUCCCAAUUCUGCGAUCGCUGAACCAGCACGACGUCGGGCUCAAGAGCGAGCCGAGCCUGCGCGCACAAGCAAUUUUGGUUUCCGGGGGUCGUUUACUUCUAGCCGAAAUCACGAGACUACAGACAGGAGACCACAACAAAAAGCGACUCGUCUGCCUGCCAAAAAACCGACACCCCAGCCUGAACCGGAGCCUUUCACUAUGGACCCUGUUAACACACAGCAACCAGAGCAGCCGGCUCAGGAAGAGGAAGAUGAUGCUGAUUUCUGGCUCGAGGCUGGUGGCGUCACCCCUUUCGCUCCAAGAGUGGUGCCCCCGCAGAUCAAAGCACCUGUUGUUGAGUCCCGGCAGAGCAGCAAGAUCCCGACUCUGGGGAGGAGUAUCAGCCGUCAACAACAGAGGGAUGGCCAAGAAAAUCAGCUUCGCUCUUCACGGAAUUCUCAGAUUGAUGACGCUUAUGAAAUCGAACAAGAGUCCAGUUCUAUUCUGGAACAGCUUGACAAGCGGCCGGCCGUCAAACCCACCCCAGCUCCGGCGAGGACCAAUCUGAGCGGCUUUUUUUCAUCACCAGUCUUGUUGCCUGGCCAAGAGACGCCCGGUAUGGGGUUGUUCAAGCCAUCGCGGCGAGAGCCAGCCAACAACCUGGUGCAACAGCAACAAAAGGAACGGAAGAAGCUGCGACAACCGGAUAAUAGCUUGUUUGCUCAUUUGGUGGAGAUUGAGGAACAGCAAAAUGAAAGUGUUACUGCUGAAGCAGUCACUGAGAAGCAACCGGGUUUCGGGAAUGCUUCGCAGAACGUGGAGGUGCCGUCUGGCGCACAUGAUGAUAGCCUUGAAAGCAUCGAUGGCGGUUUAAAAGGCAAGGAAAAGGACAGAGGACGGAGGUCCACUUCCGCUCGUGCUCAGGAGAUCAUGGAGAAGCGGUUGGCCAGGAUCACGGAAGGUCAGAGGAAGGCGAAGGAGCAGAUGACAGCAGCCUCUACAUCGCAGUCAUUUGCAUUGCAGCCUUCAACAUCGCAACCCUCUGCAUCUCAGCCGUCUGCAGCGCAGCCGUCUACAACUCAGCCAUCCACUUCUCGGACGGAUAACACGGCCGAUCAAGCAAAGACGAGCAUUCGGGCCAAGGGCAAAGAGCCAGAACGAGCGCCCAUCCCCGCCCCUCGGCCCCCCUCUCCCGUCGAGCCUCAAGAGAAACCGAAUAAGAUCCCCCAGCUUCGAAACUUUGCGCCCCGCAGACGAGAAUUUGGAGAAAACACCCUCUUCCAACCACAGACAGGGCCCGCCAAAGCAGCAGCCCCCCCGGCCACCACCAAUGUGCUCAACCCAGACAACAGCCAAGUCGGCCGCUUCUUUGAGGAAAGCCGUCAGUUGAUUGAGCCUCAAAAGAAACGUCGGCAGCGGGUACGGGCUCAGAACGGUCAACAAAUCUCGGCCGAGGUUUUUUCUAGUCCAAAAACUACGCCCCCGAGACAUGAGCCGAACCGAGCGGCGUCUCCUGCCAAAUCCUCGUUUCGAUCGCCGCUCAAGGGGAGGACUCCCGGGCCGGUUGUCGAGUUUACGAGUAGUACGCUCUCGCCGUUGCCGCGCGAGAGGCGGGCAAACUCAUCGCAGAAGACGAGGCAAUCUCGGAGUCAGAAGCAAGGUGCUGGAGAAGGUGGAAUUGGUGAGCGGACUGGGGCGGACAACCGUCGUGAGGAGCCGGUGGUUAGCUACCCUGAGCUUCCUGAGCCACAGCCUGAAGCCAGUGAAGAGGAAGAGAAUGGGCGGCAAGCUGAUCCUUUCUCGGAUACCUCUCAGCAGCGAAAAGAUCGGGAGUUGAGAGAGCAGCAGGACCGGCAGGGUUGGAGGGCACAAGAGUUGGGACCGCCGCUGCACUAUGGGAAGGCGUCGUUUGAGCAGAGACUUCAUCAGGCCAAGGCGCAAGAACCGGAACAGAGACCGAGGGGGGCUACGUGGGAGGGGUAUGGCCGGGAAGUGGAGGAGCAGCCGUCAGAGCUGGAUUGGGAGGCAAUUGGGGAGCAGGAGCCUGAUCAGGGUCAUUACGAUGAGGAUGGUGAAGACAGGGACCAAGAGCCUACCCCUCCUCUGUCUGAACAGGACCAGCAGCGGUAUGAACCGUAUCAGCCUCGGCAACGUGAUUACCAGGGGAGGGAUCUUGAGCCUGUUGAGGAAGAGGGUUACUCGGAUGAGGAAGAAGAGGGAGAUUACGAUCACCAUCAACAGGGCACCUACGCUCAGGAGGGUGACUACGAUCACGAGGAUGACUAUGACCAUGGCGAUUACAACCAAGAAGACGACCAUGAUCAUCAUCAACAGGGCGAACACGGCCAUGAACAAGAGCAAGAAGAAGAAGAACCCCCCCAAUCCUUCUUCCCCAAAUUCUCCCUCCCCUCCCUCCCCAACCCCCUUUCUCUCCUCUCCUCCCUCGUCCCCACCACCACCUCUCCCCCCCCAAAUGACCCCCUUAAAGGAUGGGGAAUCCCCAACUGGGAACUCCUAGACCAAUGCCUCACCCUCCACCGCCAACACCGCCUCCCCAUUCUCCCCUUAUCCGACGUCUCAAAAUCCUACGUCGGUCUCGUCCCCUCAAUCGGGGAACCACAAGAAGCAAUGACGAUUGAGGUCUGGCACUUGCAGAUAGUAGAGUACUACAAACAUGUUGUCUUGCACACCCGAGGAGAAGAAGAUAAAUGGACGGAGUGGGAGCUUGUACGGAUGUUAUUUGCUGUGCUGAUAGGGGAGAUGAGAAGACGGGAUAGGAAGGGGAUGGAGGAACGGAGGAGGAAAAGGGAGGAGGUAAAGAAGGAGAGGGAGAGGAAAAAGAGGGGGUGGUUUAGCCUUGGAGGGGUGUUUGCUGGUGGGGGGAAGAAGUAUAAGGUUGAAAAGCCGAAGAGGAAAGAGAGGAGCAGGAGGUGA